CAGCAGAGUGACGAUAACUCGUUUUUGAUAGUAAAACAGGGGUAUUCUGUAUUACACUAUGGAAUUAAUGUUCAGUAUUAAUGAUUCCCUGAACGUUUUUGUCAUAGUAUAAAAAAAAAAUACGCGUCAAGGAAAUAAAUUAUUUGUCUCAAUAAUUUAUUUGUCUUUAUAAGCUCUACAGGUAAUCAAUUUUAUGUUAUGCUUACUACUUAACGCAUAAUUAUCAUUACUAAAAUUUUAUAGUUUCUAAUAAUUUGUUUUGUUGGCGGAUUAUGAAAUAUUUAGUUAAAACAACUAAAUAUAUGAUUGGCAAUGGGCAAUCAAAUCAUUUUGUUGUCAUAACUAAAAUUUACUUGUCAGAAGAAAAUUUUUUUCUCAGUGUAUGAUUCUGAAUUAGUGAAUAUUCACUAAUUUUUACUAAUUCGGUUUAAAGAGUAAAUAUGAAGGGCCUUUAAGUUUCCGGGCGGGAAUAUAAAAUUUAUAUACUUAUUUCUUAUUGACAUUGAUCGAACCGGCUUGUUUUCAAAUAAAAUAUCUUUUCCUGGCACAUAAAGCUUAUGAAUUAAAUUAUUAGAUGCUUUAAAAUAUAUAUUUAAAAAAACAAACAAGCUGAGCUUUAACCUAUCGCUAAAAUUUCCAACAUAUUUUUCUCGUGUUUCAUAGUUUUUUGAUUCUAUUUAUAGAUUUCUGUCCAUCCAAACAUGUAUAGUCGUAUAUAUAUUUGAGAAUUAAAAAAUAAAUGAUUAGAAGAAUUUGUAUAUUUCAGUAAGUGAUAUGUAUGACGCACUUGUUUGCUACGUUGUCGUCUUUGUUCUCAAAUAACUAUUACUGUCAUUAUUAUUAUUAGUUUUUAUAUUGACCGAUGGCUUAUCAUUUUUUAAGUAAUUAACGAGUAAUUUAAGUGCGUUGAGUAGACUCUAUAAUUAUUAAAAUAUAUAAACUCGCAUUGGUCGUCGUGUCCAAUCACUGUUAAUACGUUUCCGCCACGUAUUAUCAUUCUUAUUCUCAUUCUCAGGUUGAACUAAACCUGAAAAACUAAAAAAAUGAAAAUUAAUAAGUUAUCACUUUUAUUAUUAUCAUUACUAAUAAUAAAUAAUCAGCAUGAAGUACAAGGUAUAAGUUUCGCGAGUAUACUCGAUGUCGGUUCAAUAAUAAGUGAUGUCGUUGGUAUAGUUUGUGACGUUGCAAAUAUGUUUAUAACUCAAAAAAUGGCACCUGAUCAUUUAAGCGAUUAUAAAAAAUACUACGAUACUCUUAAGGGGGAUUUCGAAGAAGAACAGGAAAUAUACGACGAUAUCUCUUCCGAUGAUUUCGAUAUGACCGAAACAUCGCUUAGCCUAGAAAAUCUUGUAAAAAAUGUCAAGUCACUUGGCACAGAAGCAUCUAAACAGGAUCAAGAAAUAGCUAAGUUGAUUGUUAACGUCGACACUGUCAUAAGACAAGUUGAUAUAUUAGCUUUUACUGUUCACGAUGAGCUGGAAAAUCGAUUGAGAAAAGCCGCUAAAAAAAUUGAUAAUAAAUUUAAAUUAAACCGGGCAAUGGAUGACUUGGUCAAAUAUACUAAUAGAAUAGAUGAAUUAUAUUUGAGGCUUAUAAAUCAUUUUAAUAAAAUUGAGGAACUUAAUCCUGAAUCACUUCGAAGUUUAAGAAAAACUAUAACCUCAUUGGCACAAGACAAUCCUCUGGAUAUUCUUGAUAAAAUGUGCAAUCUUUUUACACCUCGUAGAUCAUUAAUUGUGGCCGACAGCAUUCUCACUUAUUUUGUUAAAGAUAAAAAUAGUCUUACGUUUCAACAACGAUGUGACUUGACGUCCACACAUCAAGAUCAGUUAAAAUCAAUAUACAAUAUGGUUAUGAUUACGGAACUACGUGCAUUCCUCAUAAUGACUAUUGCGUACAGGCAAAGUGAAAUCGAACAGAAGUCAUACCAUAAAAACGAAACUGAUGUCAAUGUUCAACUUUUCAUGGACAGAUCACGCACGUAUUUAGAGUCUAUGAAAAAGGCCCUGGCAAUGACACCGUCUGAAAUAAUGCGUUGUGAUCCGACUAGACACAUUAAAGAUCAUAACAGUUUCGAAAUGACGCUUUUGUUUGGAAGUUAUUAUAUGAACGUCGCUCAGUUGGAUAAAAGUUGUUCAGAUUCAUGUGAAAGUAUUGAUACUAAACGUCAACUUGAGUGUAUCUACUUUGAUCAUGAAAAGUAUCACAGUGAAGGUCACAGUAAGUUCACUAUAACUCCUUCUUACUGUCCACGAUUCCCAUGUCAUGGAAGACUGCAUAAUUGUCGAACAAGCAAUAACAAUCACUUGUGUGAAGCGCGCAUCGACAAAGAAAGUCGUUAUAAAUGGAUUAAAAAUGGUGUCAAUAGUGAGAUGAUUCAAGGAUGCGAUGGUAGUUACAUCAACACGUUUACUAAGAUGCCCUGCUCUAGUUGUAUCUGUGAAUGUUCUGAAGAAGGUGCUGAAUCUGUUGCAACACGGGCUGUUAGUUUUAUACCACAGUUUUCUGAUGUUAAAAACAAUAUGGUCGUUACAAACGUUCGUUUCCAAAAAAAAGAUAACAUGUUGCACGUACAAAUACAAGAGGGUAAACUUUUACCAGAAGGUAGAGUGAACCGUAGCACCCUACAAUGGGUUAAACUAGAUGACUUAGAAUACAGAAAAAAUACUCCCGAGGGAUCAUUUGUCAAGUUGACAAAAGAUGACGAAGUUCCUCUGGUUCUUAAUACUGACUACGCCUUUUUGAAUAACGAUUACAGAACUGUUUGGUUAGACGACAUAACAGUUAACAAAGAUUACGUCGUCACUGGUGUUAGAUUUAAUUAUAUAAUAUUAUCUGGGGCAAUAUCUAUCGAGCUCUAUUCAACAAAAUUCGACUAUUUUUCCGGUGAGUUAUCUCCAAACGAAGAAUCUAAUGAAUGGACAAAUGCUAAUCGGAUGGCCACUCGUGACAACAAUUAUAAUCAACCGAGAUCGGAAGUAGAUCUAUCAAACUGCGAUGACCCCUUGAAAAAAUUGGGAAAUGAUGUAAUGUCAAAAACUAAUCAACUUAUUAAAUUCCAAAUGGCUGAUUUCAAAAAAACUUCUGGUCAAGUAGUUAUUCCCUUCAUUGAUGCUCGUCCUGCUGGUAUAUCGGGUCAUACGGCGUUAACUGGUGUUGGGAUAUUCCAUCGCGGAGCUAGAGGUUUCGGAGGAUUUUUAGCUCCUAGACUUAUCGGGAUGGAUCAUUCGAAAUACUUGCGGAUGGAAAUUUCGCAAGACAAAAUUAAUUCAUACAAACCUAGUUUUCAGAGAGAUAGAUAUAGUCAUCAAUCUCAAUAAUGUUAGAUAAAUAAUAUUUAAAUUUUUAAAUAUAUGUGUAAGAUGAUUUAUUCUUAACAUUUUAUUUAAUAAUUUAAAUAAAAUUUGAAUUUAUCAAUAUUUAUAUGAUUUUAUAAUA
Microplitis mediator is the source of this 3438-nucleotide messenger RNA. RefSeq lists its product as uncharacterized. NCBI's taxonomy places the organism in Eukaryota, Metazoa, Arthropoda, Insecta, Hymenoptera, Braconidae. The coding region runs from base 1044 to 3320 and encodes 758 amino acids. The record is from RefSeq and is a predicted model, not a curated record. The transcript has 8 exons.